AUGUCGGCUCGUGCCCACUCUCCUCCCACAUCGACCUUCAGUUCGCAAUCAGACACGGCGCCUAUCAAUCCUCAGCCAGUCUCGGCCCAAACUCCCACGACAGCUUCAUCAGCAAAAGCCAGCAAGAGACGAUUGUUUGGUCUUGGGAAGAAAAAGGACAAGUCCUCCGACACUGCUGCCAUUGACGCGACUACCGACGCGCCCUUGUCCGAGUCCAGCCCUACACCAGCAGACAUGAACCCUCUCACCACAUCACCCUCUCCGCCCAGUCGCUUUGUCGCAGCUUCACCGACGCGUCUGCCCUUUGCUCUGGCUUCGAGUCAAUCCACUUCGACCCUGGCCUCGUCGCAGAUCUUCGAGCGCAAUGUACAAGAGUCGUCUAUACCCAGCGAGAUGUCGCCCGCCAUUCCGGCACACAUCCAGACCGAGGACCACAUCCCUGCCGUGCUCGAGGCCUCUUCCCUCGCCAUCACAGACAGCCACCUGAAUCCGGAUCAAGUCGAGAUUGUUACCCACACGGCGCAUCAACCUGCUUCCGAGAAGGUCGCAGAGGGCACAGCUAGCGCUCUUCAUCUGGACGCACAGCUUCCUGUCUCACCACAGGACUCACAACACGAGAGCUUCCACUCGGUCAGCUCUCACCAGCAGGACUUCGACGACGCUGCCUCCAACUAUGGCGCCCUAGAUCCUGCCGAUGUGCGCAGACUGAGUUUCAUCUCUUUCGCCGAUGUGGUCCAGGCGGAACAGGCAGAGUCGAAGGACUCGUUACAUCACACUCCCAUGUCAGCAAGCACCUUCAGUCACGCCCACGCUCACUCUCCUCCGCUACCUCGCUCACCAUCACCUACGCGUUCGCCAUUAUCUUCGCAAUACUCGCAAGAAGUGACGACUCCACCGAUCGGGAGCAAUCCAACAUCAAUCAAAGGCUUCGACAUGAGCCCAGUGCGAAGCCCAAUCGGCGGUCCUCACAACCAUCAACACGGAGAGCUCACCAUUGAGACUAUGCGCCAGGCUUUGCGCAAGACGGCCAGUGGAGACUUUACAGCAUCAAAGAUAGCACCCUAUCCAGCAAGCUCUGUUGGUCUCGAAGAUAGUGGUCCGGAAAGACAUGGCUUUAAAUCAUCAGUCAGACACAAUUACGAUUAA
This is a messenger RNA of Aureobasidium subglaciale EXF-2481, 1146 nucleotides long. RefSeq lists its product as uncharacterized. Bases 1 to 1146 code for a protein of 381 amino acids. The transcript has a single exon. Lineage: Eukaryota; Fungi; Ascomycota; Dothideomycetes; Dothideales; Saccotheciaceae. The record is from RefSeq and is a predicted model, not a curated record.